Messenger RNA from Diospyros lotus (date-plum), 2238 nucleotides. RefSeq names its product CBL-interacting protein kinase 2-like. The record is from RefSeq and is a predicted model, not a curated record. Gene Ontology annotation, biological process: protein phosphorylation; signal transduction. NCBI's taxonomy places the organism in Eukaryota, Viridiplantae, Streptophyta, Magnoliopsida, Ericales, Ebenaceae. Bases 602 to 2014 code for a protein of 470 amino acids. The transcript is spliced from 2 exons. Gene Ontology annotation, molecular function: protein kinase activity; ATP binding.
UUACGUGUCUCUGCGCGUAAUCGCACGCUCGCGGCGCCCACAAUUUAUAUGUUCUUUGUAUUUGCUGUCCGACUAGAAUGGUCAGCUCCCGUCUGAAGAGAGAAGGUUGUAAUACGGUUUCGGCACCUUAAUCUUCGUGUGGUUUCGAUCGUCAUGUCCGAUCUGGCCUACGUCCGUGUUUGCAGCUGAAGUUAAUUCUUGACAUCUCUUCUUGAUCUUCUUCAACUCUACUUAAGGGUUCUGUAGCUGCUUGUGCAGAGUUAUUUCAACAUUUUUCUAGUAGAUCUCUGAAAGAGAAAACCAGGGAAUGCAGAAAAAUGUGCCAGAUCGUUCAGAACCCAUUCUCUGAUGUCCACAAAGUUUUGGCCUUACAAGAGCCUCACUUUUUCAUACUUGAUGAGAGCAGGCCUUUAGAUCAUACCUUACCCAUUCCGGUUAUCCGAGUACAAAAUGGGACAAUUAGUUACAGAGCACCCCUUGUGUUAAUGCGUGACAUGUGCGAAGACGGUUGAAUAUCUACCACUGUUAAUUACUCCUUCAAGGUUGGUUUCAUACGGCAUAUAGUAACAUAUUGUCCUAUAUUAGAUUUUGUAGAUCUUGAAUGGAUAAUAGAGUGAGCGUGUUGAUGGAAAGAUAUGAAUUAGGGAGAUUACUAGGCCAAGGAACCUUUGCAAGGGUUUACUAUGCCAGAAAUCUCCAAACUGGACAAAGCGUGGCCAUUAAAGUGAUAGACAAGGAGAAAGUUUUGCGGGUUGGGCUGAUAAAUCAGAUCAAACGAGAAAUAUCUGUCAUGAGACUGGUCAAGCACCCCAAUAUUGUGCAGCUUUAUGAAGUCCUGGCCACCAAAACCAAGAUUUAUUUUGUCAUGGAAUAUGCUAAAGGAGGCGAACUUUUCAACAAGGUGGCUAAAGGAAGGCUGAAGGAGGAUGUUGCUCGAAAUUAUUUUCAGCAGUUGAUCAAUGCCAUAGACUUCUGCCACAGUAGGGGUGUCUAUCAUCGGGAUCUGAAACCUGAAAAUUUACUUUUAGAUGAGAAUGAAAAUCUGAAAGUCUCUGAUUUUGGAUUAAGUGCGCUUGCUGAGUCAAGACGCCAAGAUGGGCUUCUUCACACCACUUGUGGAACCCCUGCGUAUGUUGCUCCUGAGGUGAUUGACAGGAAAGGCUAUGAUGGUGCCAAAGCUGAUAUUUGGUCUUGCGGGGUGAUCCUGUUUGUGCUUUUAGCUGGUUAUCUCCCAUUCCAUGAUUCAAACUUGAUGGAGAUGUAUAGGAAGAUUGCUAAAGCAGAGUAUAGGUGCCCCAGUCACUUCCCAUUUGAAGCAAGGAAGCUACUAUCUAGGAUAUUGGAUCCAAAUCCCAGUACUAGAAUUUCUCUUGCAAAAAUUAGGGAAAAUUCCUGGUUCAAAAGGGGAUUGUACUCCAAACCAACAAAAGCGAUUAUGGAAAGCAAGGAGAGAGCUUCUUCAGAUGCAGAUGCAGCUUCGGGUUCUGGAUCUGGAACUGGUAAUGUGGCUGCUGAGGAAACACAAGAAUUAGUGAAAGCUGCUAACUUAAAUGCUUUUGACAUAAUCUCGUUUUCUGCUGGGUUUGAUCUCUCGGGCUUGUUUGAGGAGUCCCGUCUUAAGAAAGAAGCAAGAUUUACGUCCAGGAAACCUGCGUCUGUUAUCAUAUCUAAGCUAGAGGAAAUCGCCAAGCUUCUGAAGCUGAGAGCAGGGAAAAAGGAUAAAGGGUUAAUCAAAUUCGAGGGACUGAAGGAAGGUAGAAAAGGGAUUCUAUCCAUUGAUGCUGAGAUCUUUGAAGUCGCUCCAAAUUUUCACUUGGUGGAGAUGAAGAAAUCUAAUGGAGAUACACUCGAGUAUCAGAAGGCACUGCAAGAGGGCAUUAGACCUGCUCUCAAAGAUAUCGUUUGGGCUUGGCAAGGCGAGCAGCCGCAGCCAGAACUGGAACCGGAACCGCCACUCCCCCACGCGCCACAACAGGAGGAGCAAGUAUUACAACAGCCGCAGCUGCGGGAGUAGUUACCUUGGUGGCGGUUCAUUACCAAUUUCCAAUUCUAGUUUCUGUAAAUUUUUCCAAUCUGCCCCUUUCUCCCCUGUUGUGGUUCUCUUUCUGUUGUUUCCUAUCAAACAUGCUGUAAUCUGGUACCUAUGCUUAACGACUCCCUUGGCUCCUAUUCCUUGUCCCCUGAUGGACAAUGUUAUUAUAGAUACAUAAUAAUACCAUGUGGUGUUUGCUUUCUUAA